CGGCAGGCGGCGCGGCGCAGAGGAGCGGAGCGCAGCGGGGCCGCCGCUGCCGCCAGGAGAUCCCAGCAAGAUGCCCCGGGUAGACGCAGACCUCAAGCUGGACUUUAAAGAUGUCCUGCUCAGACCCAAACGAAGCAGCCUCAAAAGCAGAUCCGAGGUUGACCUCACGCGCACUUUCACCUUCCGCAACUCCAAGCAGACGUACACGGGAAUUCCCAUUAUAGUGGCAAACAUGGACACUGUGGGGACGUUUGAAAUGGCUGUGGUUAUGGCUAAACAUGCAAUGUUCACUGCAAUUCACAAGCAUUAUUCUCUGGAAGAAUGGAAACUGUUUGCUGCCAAUCACCCAGAAUGCCUUGAGCAUGUAGCAGCAAGCUCAGGUAGUGGAAAAGCUGAUCUGGAUAAAUUAACAAGCAUUCUAGAGGCCAUCCCGCCUAUCAGAUAUAUCUGCUUGGAUGUGGCAAACGGCUAUUCAGAACAUUUUGUGGCAUUUGUGAAGUCUGUCCGUGCCCUGUUCCCAAAUCACACCAUUAUGGCAGGCAACGUGGUGACAGGAGAAAUGGUAGAAGAACUUCUUCUUUCUGGAGCAGACAUUAUUAAAGUGGGUAUCGGACCAGGUUCUGUGUGUACCACUCGGAUUAAGACAGGGGUGGGCUAUCCACAGCUAAGUGCUGUUAUUGAGUGUGCAGACUCAGCACAUGGCUUGAAAGGACAUAUCAUCUCUGAUGGAGGAUGCAGCUGCCCAGGAGAUGUCGCCAAAGCGUUUGGAGCCGGUGCUGAUUUUGUCAUGCUUGGAGGGAUGUUUGCAGGCCACGAUCAGUGUGCUGGAGAGAUUAUAGAAAAGAAUGGCAAGAAGGUGAAACUCUUCUAUGGGAUGAGCUCUGAUACAGCCAUGAAGAAGCAUGCAGGAGGUGUUGCUGAAUACAGGGCUUCAGAGGGCAGAACUGUGGAGGUACCGUACAAAGGAGAUGUGGAACUCACCAUCCUGGACAUCCUUGGAGGGCUGCGCUCCACCUGCACCUACGUGGGAGCUGCCAAACUCAAGGAACUGAGCAGGAGAACAACAUUCAUCCGGGUCACCCAGCAGCACAGCCAGGUCUUCUCAUAGCCCAGGACGGGGGGACUGGAGAGAGAUGGGAGGAGAAGAGCAGGAAAGGUUGCUGGUCUGUUUUGAUUUCUCCUCCACAUUGCAUUAGUGGCAAACUCCUCUCUCUAUGAAUGGCAGUCUCAUAGCCUUUGGUGGCUUGGAUUUGGAAGGGGAAGGCUGUACUGUUAACACAGUGCCAUUGGUUCAAAAUGCAAUAGCCUCAUCUUUUACUGUGCCUGAUUUAUUUUUUAAUCAACAUUUCUUCGUCUGUUCUUUCUCCUCUGAUAAAUAGUCGCUGAAACCUCAGUUAGCAAGGAAUUGGCUUGUACAGACAUGGCUGUUGCACCUGCACACAUUCACAUAUUCCCUCUGUUAAGACUGACCUGUCAGCUACCAUUGCUUCUGACAGUGCACCCUCCAGAGAAAAAGCUACAAGGAAUUGAGUGGAGAAAUCAAAAAUCAAAUUGUCUUCACCUUUCCUCUGGCAGAAUGUUGGAUGCUUGUGGCAGGGCUGCCAGCCUGCAGGAUGUCAGAGGUGGGUGAGGCUUGGCUACCGUUGGCUUCUUGCUGUGAUGAUAAAAAUGCCAGAUCUCUUUCACUCUCUGUUCACAGGGCCAUUUUUACUGCCAUUUUUACUGAAACCUCUCCAUGGACCAGCCUCUGCAGAGAAGCUGGCACUGAGUGUAGCAACCCCAUGCUGUCUUGCCUGCCCCUGUCUGUGGAGAUCAUUCAGGAGAGAACAUCUCAGAGCUUGCCUGCUUUACGUGCAUGCAGUAAUUGCGUUGUGUGGGUUGCUGCUUUCCCCUGUGCUCUGUGAUCAGAUUUUUAAGACAUAGAAACUCAGCAACAGUAAACUCACCGAGGGGAGGUUUCUCCACAGCCCUCCCUGCUCCCAUUUAAGUUUUCUGCAUUCAUGUCCGUUUAGCAGAGAUGUGAAAAUGUUGUGCUGUGCAUUGCCUGUGGCCAGGAGAACAAGGUCCAAUGGAGGAAUCAAAUUCACUCUUAGCUACUUGGUACCACUCCUUUGCAAUCCUUGACAAUGUGAAAAGCAAAAAGGAGCUUUCAGCAGAGGUGCCUGAUUGCAGGACACUGGUAGGCCAAGAUUGAAUUAAAGCAUUUGUUCUAAAGGCAGUAAUGAAUGUUUAAGGCUCUGGAUAACACUUUAUGGCCCACUAAUUAAUUGAUAAAUCACAGUGAAAUUUCUUUGGAAAUACACAUUGCAUCCACAUGAAUACCACAGUAGCUCGUUAUGAUAAAUGAUGUAAAAGUGAACAGCAAUGAAUUAAUAAUGCUUGGCCACUUACUUUGAAGUGCUGCUGAGAUCAUAAUGCAGCUGUUGUUACCUCAGUACUUCAGAGCCUUACUUUUCCCUCCUGCAGGUAUCUGUGGAAAGAGGCAGGCUUCCUUUGAAAAGCAAAUGAGUGAUCUGUAGGAAGAGGAAUAGCAAAGAGAAUCUCCAGAAUUUGGUUCAUUUGAGGGACUUCUCAAAAAGCCAUGCACGAGUAUUGGUACCACUGGCCAUUGUGAGAGCAUAUCUAGGCCACAAACUGAUGCCCAGUGAGUUUUAAGUCUGUUGUGCACAUUAGGAAAGGCUCAGUAGAUCUUCUAAAAGGCCUAUUUUAAACGUCUUCCAUUAAACAUGUAGGACUAAUUCUUAA
Messenger RNA from Lagopus leucura (white-tailed ptarmigan), 2745 nucleotides. RefSeq names its product guanosine monophosphate reductase (gene GMPR). Gene Ontology annotation, molecular function: GMP reductase activity. The coding region runs from base 71 to 1108 and encodes 345 amino acids. The record is from RefSeq and is a predicted model, not a curated record. Gene Ontology annotation, biological process: nucleotide metabolic process. Gene Ontology annotation, cellular component: GMP reductase complex. The transcript is spliced from 9 exons. NCBI's taxonomy places the organism in Eukaryota, Metazoa, Chordata, Aves, Galliformes, Phasianidae.